This is a messenger RNA of Hipposideros armiger (great roundleaf bat), 1105 nucleotides long. It is a transcript of the gene SPATA17, whose product is annotated as spermatogenesis associated 17. The transcript has 10 exons. Gene Ontology annotation, biological process: spindle organization; establishment of meiotic spindle localization; mitotic cell cycle. Bases 15 to 1103 code for a protein of 362 amino acids. The record is from RefSeq and is a predicted model, not a curated record. Gene Ontology annotation, molecular function: calmodulin binding. Gene Ontology annotation, cellular component: spindle pole. NCBI's taxonomy places the organism in Eukaryota, Metazoa, Chordata, Mammalia, Chiroptera, Hipposideridae.
CUCUGAGACAGGCGAUGGCCACGUUAGCCCGGCUGCAAGCUCGGUCCACGAUGAUAGGACAGCAGUACUACUUUAGGAACAGCGUUGUGGAUGUGUUUAGGAAAAAGGAGCAUGAUGCAGCAGUUAAAAUCCAGAGCUGGUUUCGAGGAUGUCAAAUUCGAGCAUAUAUCAGGUAUUUACACAGAGUGGUAAUAGUUAUUCAAAAAUGGUGGAGAGGUUACUUAGGAAGAAAACAAUACCGACUAAUUGUGAAGUUAGCAUAUUAUACUAUGAAGAUGAAUAUCUACAAUGCAAUGGCUGUCAGGAUUCAGAAGCAAUGGAGAGGCUAUAGGAUUCGGAAAUACUGCUUUAAUUAUUUUUAUUUGAAGGCCUACCUGAGAGCUGUUUCAGAGACCAAUGAUACAAUUAGGGAAGCCCUGGAGGAGUUUGCAGAAAUAAAAGAGAGAGAAGCGACGAAGGCCGACCUCGAAAGGAAAGAAAGAGAAAGAGAUUACCGAGCCCGGAAGAUGCAUUACCUCCUCAGCACACAGCAGAUUCCAGGUAUAUACAAUUCGCCGUUCAGAAAGGAACCGGAUCCGUGGGAGCUGAGACUACAAAAGGCAAAGCCUCUAACGCCCCGGAUGCCUCAGGUGAAGCCGAGGCGCUCCAUCCACCUUAGCAGCUGGCUGGCGAGUACCAGUGCGCGGUCCUUUCCGCGCUCCGACGUUCUGCCGCCCAUUGACAGGAAACAGUGUCAGGGACCCUUCCGUGACAUCGCUGAAGUAUUGAAACAACGCUACAAGCCUUUGGAGCCAACUUUGCGGAUGGAAGAACCAAUCAGCGAGUUGAAAGAGGCCAGAGAGGACUUCAGAAGACAGGAACGGACCAAAAACAUUCAUGACAAUAUGUUUUUGCCGUUUUCUUCCUACCAUAAGAACAAAAAGUACAUCCCAUCGAUACAUUUAUCAAGCAAGUAUGGUCCCGAGUCUUACGGACAUCAACAUUUCAGAGAUGAAAAUCCUAACAAAUGGAUCUGCGACAAGGAUUUCCAGACUGUACUGCCAGCAUUUGACCUCUUCUCAAAGUAUGGAAAACUAUAUUCAAAGGCUGGACAAAUUUUAUGAAG